GAGAGAGAGAGAGAGAGAAACUCCAGUCGGCACUCGACUCCACAUCCAAUCCGCAGGCUGCCACUCGACCAAAUCUUAUUCAUAUGGGAAUAUCGAUCCGAUUCGAUCAAUAAGGAUACUUUCGUCUCAGAGGAACAACUUUGUGCCGGGCUUCUUCUGCAGCAUCUUGCCAUCCUGUCUCGCUUUUCAUUUUUUUUUUUUUUUGCCGGAUAAGAUGGUAACAACGCGACUAAGAUCCCCUGCGUUCAUUCAUAGGUGGUGAGGCUCGGAUGUUCGGCAAGUCCGGCGAACAGGACCGACGCGGAUCACACUUGCGUGAGGAAACACGCCUGACAGGGACAAUGAGUCAGGCUGCCGAUGUGGAGCGUUAAAACCGAGAAGUUAUAAGUUUUCUUUUCUUUUUUUGUUCUCCACCGCCGCCCAAAGUUAGGAUUCAAGAGAACUGCAGAGGUAUUCGUGUGACCUGUGGCCAAACGCAGGGAUGACGGUCAAACUGGACUUUGAGGAGUGUCUGAAAGACUCUCCACGCUUCAGAGCGGAAAUCGAAGAAGUCCAAACUGACGUGAGCGAACUCGAGACACGAUUGGACAAGCUUGUGAAGCAAUGCCAGGCCAUGCUGGAGGCAGGCAGGGUCUACUGCCAGAGCAGCAAGAGCUUCAUCAACGGCCUCCGGGAGCUGGGACACCACUGCUCAGGGGACAAGAUGAUGGGGGAGUGUUUGGAGAAAUUUUCCAAAAAGCUGUCUAUUAUAAUGGAGGCACAGGGGGAAGUGAUUGAGACCACACAGAAGUCAGUAAAGGCGAAGCUGCAGAACUUUGUGAAAGAAGAUGUUCGUCGGUUCAAAGAUGUGCGCAAGGAGUUUGAGCGCAGCAGCGAAACCCUGGAGGGGGCGCUGGCGAGAAAUGCUCAGGCCCCACGAGGGAAGCAGCAUGAAGUGGAGGAGGCGAGUAAUGCUCUGCUCAACGCACGCAGGACAUUUCGCUCUGAGGCCUUAGACUACGUCCUGGAGAUUAAUGUAAUUGAGGCCAAGAAGAAGACAGACAUUCUGAUGGCAGUGCUUUCACUGAUGGAGGCCCAGGCCCAGUUCUUCCAACACGGCCACCAGUCUGUAUCGGAACUGGACGAGUAUCGACGAAAACUGAAUGAAGAGCACACUCAGUUUGUCCUAAACUCAGCCAGAGAGAAGAGGGACAUGGAGCAAAGACAUGCUGCAAUCAAGAAAAAGGAUGUGUCCUACGAUGACUCCAUCAUGGAUUUCAAUGCUGACGCAGCCAACGGUAUCGCCAUGGAAGGAUACCUCUAUAAGAGAGCCAGCAACGCCUUCAAGACCUGGAGCAGGCGCUGGUUUUCAAUUCAAAAAAAUCAGCUGGUGUAUCAGAAGAAAUUCAAGGACCAGCCUACAGUUGUGGUGGAGGACUUGCGUCUUUGCACAGUCAAGCCCAGCACUGAAAAUGAGAGACGAUUCUGCUUUGAAGUGGUCUCCCCGUCGAAGUGUUGUUUGUUGCAGGCAGAUUCUGAAAGGCAGCAGCAAGCGUGGAUCAGUGCCGUCCAAAACAGCAUCGCCUCAGCCUUUCAGGAGCACAGAGAGGACCCACACAGCCCAAGACAGCGCUGCAGCUCUGUGUCGACAAGCAGUUUGGGAGGUGGGGGAGGAAUAGGAGGUGUGGAUCAGGAGAACAAGGGCUGCAAGGCGCUGGAGGAGGUUCAGGCGAUCCCAGGGAACCGGCAGUGCUGCGACUGCGGAGAGCCCGGUCCUGAUUGGGCCUCCAUCAACCUGGGCAUCACGCUGUGUAUUGUCUGUUCAGGAAUUCACAGGAGCCUGGGAGUCCAUUUCUCCAAAGUACGCUCCCUCACACUCGACUCCUGGGAGCCAGAGCUCAUUAAGUUGAUGUGUGAAUUAGGAAACACGGUAAUCAACAGGAUCUACGAGGCUCGGAUCGAUGAGAUCACCAUCAAGAAGCCACAUCCCUCCAGUCCCAGAGGAGACAAGGAGUCGUGGAUUCGGUCAAAGUACGUUGAAAAGAAGUUUAUCCAAAAGCUGCCAGAGACUGGCCGAAACCCUCCGCUGAGGAGAUCCAGCGCCAGGAGGAACCGGGCGACCACGCAGGACCGGACCGUUCAGCGGCCACCGCUCAAACCCAAACCGAACCGAGCCACUCUGCCUCGGGUCACAGGGCUCACUCCCAGUGACCUUGUCCAAAAGAACAAUACAAACUUUCACAAAGACAUGGACGAGGAAGAAGAGGAUCUGAGCGGACUUCACCCCGGGGCGCUGUUGUACCGAUCGGCGGCCCUGCAGAACUUCCCUGUCAUGGCCGACGCUUUGGCUCAUGGAGCCGACGUCAAUUGGGUCAAUGUGGCUGAGGAGUCCAGCACACCGCUGAUACAGGCCGUCUCAGCGAACGCCCUGGCAGCCUGUGAGUUCCUGCUGCAGAACGGUGCCAACGUCAACCAGGCAGACAGCAAUGGGAGAGGACCGCUGCACCACGCCACCAUCCUGGGUCACACUGGGUUGGUUUGUCUCUUCCUGAAGCGAGGUGCGGACUACAACGCCAGAGACAAGAACCAGAAAGACCCCAUAACUAUCGCUGUGGACAACGCCAACGCUGACAUCGUCACUUUGCUGCGGAUUGCCAAAAUGAACAAGGAGAUGCGGGAGAUGGACGGAGCAUUUGGCCAAUCAGGUGAUGAAACCUACCAGGACAUCUUCAGAGACUUUUCACACAUGGCCUCAAACAACCCUGAGAAGCUCAAACGCCGCAGUGCAGACCCCAAAUCUUAACUGGCUGCUGCUGCUGCCUCCUCCUCCUCCUCCUCCCUCAACCUGCUGUACAAUGCCACAUUUCACACUUCAGCCAGACAUACUUGCACACACAUACAGUAAGCAUGCUAGUAUUCAGCUCACAGGCAUAUACACACACACACACACACACAAACAUUUUCCCUGGCUACCUGGCACAUGUUCAGUUCAUAGCUCAGCUGGUGUUGACUUCAGAGGGAUGAACAGUGAAUUCUUUGUGCGAACACGUCAGAGCAGAACAAUUGUGUCCAAGUGGAAACACUGGAACAGCUUUAUGAGAGCAGCAUGAGGUGUCUUUAUGUCUAGUAGAGGGUAACUUCAUUACCCUGCCAAGAUUUCCUAAUUAAAUCCUGUAAAUCUAUUGUUUUUUUUUUUUUUAACCAAAAUGAGAUGUGUUUUUAUGUUCCUCUGCCAUUUCCAUUCACUUGUUACAUGAAAACGAAGUGAAGAUUUUUGUUGGAAAUGGACAUAAUUUUUAGAAAAAGUGAAAUUUUAUGUCAGCUGUCUUUCAUGGAAGAGUAAUGUACGCAGAUUUUUACAUCUGGAACAUUUUUAGACAUUGUUCGUGUCUGUUUUGUUAAACUGUGUGAGGUACUUUAGGUUUGUAUCACGAUCAAAUAAAUCACAACACAAAACAGA
Molecule: messenger RNA, 3439 nt
Organism: Toxotes jaculatrix (banded archerfish)
Lineage: Eukaryota; Metazoa; Chordata; Actinopteri; Toxotidae
Gene: acap1
Product: ArfGAP with coiled-coil, ankyrin repeat and PH domains 1
Exons: 23
Coding region: 482-2782 (766 amino acids)
Cellular component (GO): cytoplasm
Molecular function (GO): GTPase activator activity; protein binding
Source: RefSeq, a predicted model, not a curated record